This is a messenger RNA of Acipenser ruthenus (sterlet), 1082 nucleotides long. RefSeq names its product LIM and SH3 domain protein 1-like. Gene Ontology annotation, molecular function: actin filament binding. The record is from RefSeq and is a predicted model, not a curated record. Lineage: Eukaryota; Metazoa; Chordata; Actinopteri; Acipenseriformes; Acipenseridae. The transcript is spliced from 7 exons. Bases 283 to 1053 code for a protein of 256 amino acids. Gene Ontology annotation, cellular component: focal adhesion.
UUAUCGCAGCCCGAGGAGGCGCGCUUUCCGCGCUCCCGAUCUCUCCAGUCCUUUUUCAAAUCUGGCCGCUUGUGUGGAUCGCGCUCGCCCCUCCUCCGUGUUGCGCUGCUGCUCAGUCCGUGCGUUUGAUCAAACCGGCCGCCCAAAAACAACAGCGGAAAAAAAACACGAAAAACUGCUACAUCGAGAAACACUACCCGCACACUUUUUUGUUUUUGUUUUUUUGGUGGGGAACAAGACAACCCCCGCCAAAAAAAAAAACCAGCCAAUAAUCCGGACAAUAUGAACCCGAGCUGCGGCAGGUGCGGAAAAGUCGUUUAUCCGACAGAGAAAGUGAACUGCCUGGACAAGUACUGGCACAAAGCAUGCUUCCACUGCGAGGUGUGUCACAUGACUCUCAACAUGAAGAAUUACAAAGGCUACGACAAGAAGCCCUACUGCAACGCUCACUACCCCAAGACUUCCUUCACCACGGUGACCGACACUCCAGAGAACCUGCGACUGAAACAGCAGAGCGAGCGGCAGAGCCAGGUGCGCUACAAGGAGGAAUUUGAGAAGAACAAGGGGAAGGGCUUCAGUGUGGUGUCAGACACUCCAGAGCUGCAGAGAAUGAGGAAGACACAGGACCAGAUCAGCAACAUCAAGUACCACGAAGACUUUGAGAAAAGCCGGAUGGGCGGGUCGCUGGAGGGGGGGGAGGAGAGGAGGAACUCUCAAGACGGCGCCAUCUUCAGGAGACCCUCGGAACCACAGCACCCCUCUCAGCCCAGCACUUCGGCCUAUCAGCAGAGCCCCAAGUCCUACAGCUUCCCUCAAUCGGCUGCCACCCCAGCCCCGGCCCCAGCCGCUGCCCGUGCUGCUGCUCCCCCCAGUGGAGGGGUGCGCUAUCGCGCGGUCUAUGAUUAUGCCGCGGCAGAUGAAGAUGAGAUCUCGUUCCUGGACGGGGAUGUCAUCCUGAACGUGCAGGUGAUCGAUGAAGGCUGGAUGUACGGCACGGUGGAGCGCACUGGAGACACAGGCAUGCUGCCUGCCAACUACGUGGAGACCGUGUGACCUGGGGGGGGACCAUGUGACCCGGGACG